This is a messenger RNA of Misgurnus anguillicaudatus (oriental weatherfish), 4038 nucleotides long. It is a transcript of the gene hip1rb, whose product is annotated as huntingtin interacting protein 1 related b. Gene Ontology annotation, molecular function: actin filament binding; clathrin-cargo adaptor activity; clathrin light chain binding. The record is from RefSeq and is a predicted model, not a curated record. Gene Ontology annotation, biological process: actin filament organization; clathrin coat assembly; endocytosis. Lineage: Eukaryota; Metazoa; Chordata; Actinopteri; Cypriniformes; Cobitidae. Gene Ontology annotation, cellular component: cortical actin cytoskeleton; clathrin-coated vesicle.
GUGACUGAAAACAUUUGAGCGCUGCAGUAUCGCGACUCAACAGAGAACACCGUGCUGUCUCCCUCCGCGUGUCGUCUCUGCGUGUCCUCACAAAAUAAACGCACACUGGAUUAUUAAAUUCACACAAACAUCUGGACUUACACGCUCUUACUGAACGCAAACGUACUAGACUUUAUUCAGGAUGGAUUCAAUACGACGGGUUCCAACGAGGAUGAAGAACAGAAUGCAAGAAACGACUUUAGGAGCUGAGAGAGAGCAUUUUGAGAAACAGCAGCUCAGCAGUAUCAGUAAGGCCAUCAAUUCAACAGAAAGCCCACUGAAGGAGAAACAUGCACGCAGAAUUAUUUUGGGGACACACAGAGAGAAGGGGGCUCACACUUUCUGGUCAUACGCCAUCGGUUUGCCUUUGUCCAGUAAUGCCAUCGUCAGCUGGAAGUUCGGCCAUGUAUUACACAAAAUCCUGCGCGACGGGCAUCGCAAUUGCUUACAAGACUGCAUGAGACACUACAGUAACAUCGCCGAAACAGGGUUACUCUGGAAUAACAUACGAGACAGACAUGGCUAUGGACAGCUGGUUUCAUUACAUUGCAAGCUUCUCUGUACCAAAAUGGAGUUUCACACUAAGCACACUGAAAUCCCAGGCAGCCUAGAGGCAUCAGAUGAACUCCUGGAGCGAACGGCAGGAACAGACAUCAAUAAUGUGUUUCAGCUCACAGUUGAGGUGUUUGAUUAUAUGGACACAGAACUUCGAUUAGCAGAAGCAGUGCUUCGCCAGCUCAAUAUGUCCAUUGCCAUCUCCACACUGACGUCAGGACAGUGUAAACUAGCUCCUCUCAUCCAGGUCAUCCAGGACUGCAGUCAUCUAUAUCACUAUACUGUCAAACUGCUCUUCAAACUACACGCCUGUUUACCAGCAGACACACUACAGGGACACCGCGAUCGCUUUCAUGAACAAUUUAACAGCCUCAAAACUUUCCUGAACAAAGCACGAGACAUGAUGUACUUCAAGAGACUUAUUCAGAUCCCAAGACUGCCCGAUUCUCCACCGAAUUUCCUGCGGGCGUCCGCGCUAGCAGAGCACGUGAAGCCUAUGGUUGUCAUCCCAGAUGAAGAUGAACCAGAGGAACAGGAGGACGAUGAGACUUUAAUAGAUGUCAGCGAGACGAUACCCGUAAUGUCCUCUCAGCAAUCGGUGGACAUAUUUGAUCAGGCAUUUGGACCACCAAAUAAUGGAUUCGAUGAUCGGGACCUCCAAAUCGAACGUCUGAAGCAAGAAAUCGAAAUGCUACAAGCUGAGCUUGAGAGAAUCAAAGGAGAGGCUCAGCGGUACAUCACACAGCUGAAGUCACAGAUCAACAGUCUGGAGGCCGAGCUGGAGGAGCAGCGCCUGCAGAAACAGCGCACGCUGGUGGAGAACGAACAACUGCGUAUAGAGCUGGAGAGUUUUUGCCAGCGCAGUCUUGAACAUGACAGUCUGCAGGCCACAUUUACAGAGGCUGAGAAGAAAGCCCAAGCAACAGAGAUGCGCUACAAUAAACUGAAAGAGAAGCACGCUGAACUGGUCGCCAACCACGCUGAACUUCUCAGAAAGAGUGCAGAUACAGUAAAGAUGCUGUCAGCCACACAGCAGACUCAAGAAGAUGUGGAACGAACUAAACAACAGUUGGCCUUUGAGGUAGAAAGAGUCAGACAAGAGUUGGACAUGAAGAUGGAAGAGCAGAAGUUUGACAUGGACCGACUGCGACGAGAAUUGGAAGAGAAGAAUUCAGAGAUCCAAAGAGUCAAGACUUCACUGCAGACCACUGAGAAGGCUGGAGAGUCGCUGAACAGCUCUAUGACUGCACUUCAGGCAGAGAAAGAGAGAUUAAUGCGCUCUGUGAGCGAGAAAGAUGCAGAACUGUCGUCCCUGAAACAAACGGCUCAGCUGAAGGAGUCGUCUCUUCUGCAUGAGAGAGACAAGAGCGUUCGUGAGCUGGGAGAAUUACAGAACAAACUCAGAGAGAAGAUAAGUCGUGAGGAGCAGCUCCAGCAGAAGUUAUUAGAGGAACAGUUCUCUCUACUGCAGGCUACAGUCACCGAAGCUGAAAACAUCAUACAGGACGCCGUGGCUAAACUCGACGAUCCACUGCACAUCCGAUGUACCAGCUCUCCAGAUUACCUCAUCAGCCGGGCCGAGGCCACGCUUGAUUCCAUUGAUAAAGUCCAGAUCGGCCACUCGGAGUUUGUGAAGAAUAUGAGGGAUGCUGGCGGUCUGGUUAGGGCUCUUACUCAGUUCUCUCAUCUCACCGCCGACACAAUAGCCAAUGGAAGUGCAACGGCGAACAUGGCGCCUACUGACCACGCUGACCGUUUGACAGAGCAUUGUAAGGGUUGUGCCACCCAGAGUCUGCAGUUUCUUCGAGAUCUAAAAUCAAAAGCAUCUCUGAAUAGAGCUGAUCCAGCAUCGAUUCGAGCAGCCGUACAGAAGAUCCUCAGAAUAGCACAGGAUUUGAGGCCAAAAGGAAUGGAUGUUGGGAAAGAUGAAUUGGGUGAUAUGGUGGAUAAGGAAAUGGCUGCUACAUCUGCUGCAAUUGAAGAAGCUGUUAGGAGAAUGGAUGAGAUGAUGAAUCAAGCAAGGAAGGACACAACAGGAGUUAAGCUGGAGGUCAAUGAGAGAAUUUUGUUUAGCUGCACUGAUCUUAUGAAGGCCAUACGUAUGCUGGUGUUGGCAUCAACGGAUCUACAGAAAGAGAUUGUGGAAGGCGGAAGGGGUGCAGCAACAAUUAAAGAGUUUUACGCUCGUAACUCUCGCUGGACUGAAGGUCUUAUAUCUGCCUCUAAAGCUGUAGGAUGGGGUGCGACACAGAUGGUUGAUUCUGCAGAUAGGGUGGUGUUACACACAGGGAAAUAUGAAGAGCUGAUCGUGUGCUCUCAUGAGAUUGCUGCCAGCACCGCACAGCUUGUUGCAGCCUCCAAGGUGAAAGCAGACUCGGGUAGUAGGAAGCUGGGUGUUCUUCAACAGGCCUCACGUACUGUUAAUGAGAAGGCUGCUAAUGUGGUGGCAUCCACCAAAACGGGACUGGACCAGAUCGAGGACAAGGACACCUUUGAUUUCUCUGGCAUGUCUCUGAUCAAGCUUAGAAAAGAAGAAAUGGAGUCGCAGGUGAAGGUUCUGGAGCUGGAGUCCAUGCUGGAUAAUGAGCGUCUGCGUUUGGGUGAGCUCAGGAAGAAGCAUUACGCGAUCGCAGGCGUCCCACUGGAGCAGAUGGAGCAGAAUAAUGGACUACAGAGCCCUUUUCAAAUGACUGCCCCGUCCUCUCCCAAACCAUCUAAACCCGGUGUAAUGAAGAAACCAACCCUUGCCCAAAAACCCAACAUCCCUCCCAAAGCCACAUAUAGAACACAUCUGAGUGAAGAUAUUUGAAGGACGUGUCUAGAAUCAACAUGCAUCAUUUUCAACGUCCUCUUACGAUCCCCGACUCUUUUAAGUUACUUCCUGCUGUAGCUUCAAGGUCAAACUCUCAUCGGUUUCCUGAAGGUUUUUUUUAUUAAAUGUGAAGCUACAGUAUUAGGUGUUUUUCAUGUAUUCCAAAUCUUUCUGUUUUUAAAUAACUGUUUUAUUUAAGUAACACGUAGAAAAUAAUAGAGAAAAUAGUGAGGAGCUUGCUGACCUCAGGUCAGAGAUAACAACUUGCAUAAAUUAUUUUAUAUCUAUGAUCACUGUAAUAUGUUUAAAACGUCUUCAUGUUACAAUAAACUUAAGGGUUAUAUCAUGGUAGGAGAUGAAUAGUGUAACACUAUGUGUAUAUCUAUAGAGUAUUGUAUAUGUCGAGCCUUUUUAAUCGGGAGGUUUUUCAUUGAAUCAGGGUGAAAUGUCUUUUUCUUGAUAAAGUCCACAUCUAUAUAGAUUAUAUUUUAGUCAUGUUUGACGUUUCCUUGUAAUAAAUGUAAAAUGAUUAAUAAAUGUUGAAUGUGUGUGGAUAGCACAGUGAAUAUGUUUAACUCUACAUUUGAUUAAAUAAAAGAAUAAAACAUCAAUAAAAGUCUUUGUGUAUUUUA